This is a messenger RNA of Myotis myotis, 1910 nucleotides long. It is a transcript of the gene HTATIP2, whose product is annotated as HIV-1 Tat interactive protein 2. Gene Ontology annotation, biological process: import into nucleus. The record is from RefSeq and is a predicted model, not a curated record. Bases 92 to 931 code for a protein of 279 amino acids. Gene Ontology annotation, molecular function: NAD binding; oxidoreductase activity, acting on the aldehyde or oxo group of donors, NAD or NADP as acceptor. Gene Ontology annotation, cellular component: cytoplasm. Lineage: Eukaryota; Metazoa; Chordata; Mammalia; Chiroptera; Vespertilionidae. The transcript has 6 exons.
UGGCCGCCGCCGACCCCCACGGCGGAUCUGGGAGGGGCGCCCACAGUCGGGGGCGAGGGGACGCGGAACCCCGGGAAGGAGGGAUGCCCGGAUGCAACUGCCAACAGCGCUGAGCGCGGGGGCAGUGGCUGCGGUUGCGGCGCUGGUGGCCGCUCUGCUCCUGCUACGAUGCCAGGACGCGGGGCCGGGGGCCGGCUCCAGCAUGGCUGCGACAGAGGCGCUGCCCAAGCUUCGGGAAGACUUCCGGAUGCAGAAUAAAUCCGUCUUUAUUUUGGGCGCCACCGGGGAAACAGGCAAAGUGCUCUUAAAGGAAUUGCUGGAGCAGCGCCUGUUUUCCAGGGUCACAGUCAUUGGCCGGAGGAAGCUGACCUUUGAUGAGGAAGCUUAUAAAAAUGUGAAUCAAAAAGUGGUGGACUUUGAAAAGCUGGACGACUAUGCUUCUGCCUUCCAAGGUCAUGAUGUUGGAUUCUGUUGCCUGGGUACCACCAGAAAAAAAGCCGGGGCGGAGGGAUUUGUUCGUGUUGAUCGAGAUUAUGUCCUGAAAUCUGCAGAGCUGGCAAAAGCUGGAGGGUGCAAACAUUUCAACCUGCUGUCCUCUAAAGGAGCUGACAAGUCGAGCAAUUUUUUAUAUCUGCAAGUUAAGGGAGAAGUGGAAGAUAGGGUGGAAGAAUUAAAAUUUGAUCGUUACUCCAUAUUUAGGCCUGGAGUUCUGUUAUGUGACAGGCAAGAAUCUCGCCCAGGUGAAUGGUUGGUUAGGAAAUUUUUUGGCUCCUUACCAGAAUCUUGGGCCAGUGGGCAUUCUAUACCAGUGGUGACUGUGGUUCGAGCAAUGCUGAACAACGCAGUGACACCAAGUGACAAGAAGAAGGAACUGCUGGAAAACAAGGCCAUCCACGACCUGGGGAAAGCCGAUGGCUCUCUUAAGCCAUGAUCACACCUGAGAAAUGCUUUUUUGGUCAAACUCAGCACCCAUCACCUAAUCGCCAAUUUAAAGGUCUAAAAAGAAAAGCAUGCUUUAACUGUGUUUCACUAUUUUCAGCCACCUGGGUCCAAUAAAAAAAUGAUUGUGCUCUGCCACAGCAGCUGGGAGCCUGGUUGUUGACCCUUGAACAACAUGGGUUUGAUCUGAGCAGUUCCAUUUAUAUGGGGAUUUUUUUCAAUAAAUACUGCAAGUGUAUUUUCUAUUCCUUAUGUUUUAUUAAUAUUUUCUUUUCUCUAGCUUAUUUUUUUUUUUUGGUGGGGAAAUCAAGUUCUAGCUCAUUUUAUUGCAAGAAUACAGUAUAUAAUACAUAUAACAUAUAAAAUAUGUAUUAUUGUGCUGUUUAUGUUGUUGGGAAGUCUUCUGGUCAACGGUACACUAUUAGUACAGUUGGCCCUCUACAUCUGCAGAUUCCCAACCUCAGAUCGAAAAUAUUGUUUCCAAUCCACAGUUGCUUGAAUCUGUGGGUGUCAAACCUGUGGCUAUGAAGGGCAGAGUGUAAAGUUUGGGGGGGUCAAAAGUUAUAUGUGGAUUUUCAACUGCACCAGGGUAGCACCCCUAACCCACCUGUGGUUCAAGGGUCAACUCUACAGCACCCAGGGAGCUUUUCAAACAUGGGGCUUCACAGGCUCUGUCUGACUCAGACCUUCUGAAUCCAAUAUUUUGGGGGGAUGGGCACAGGAAUCUGCUGUUUUGUGUGAGUUUCCCCUGGUGAAUCUGAUGCCGCUGGUGCGGAGGCAGCUCUGAAGUGCUUGUCUGCAGAGUGACGGCAGCAGUGCAGACCUUAUGUAGCAUGCAGAUGAGUUCUGCUCUAAAAUUGUUGACAUUGGGGUCUCCAAGAUACUCAGUGCUGACUGCAUAUAAUUGUGUCAGUGAACAUUGUGCCUUACUACUUCUUUAGAAUAUAUAAUAAAAUUUAUUAUACAACUGA